Aspergillus melleus is the source of this 3324-nucleotide messenger RNA. RefSeq lists its product as uncharacterized. The record is from RefSeq and is a predicted model, not a curated record. The coding region runs from base 1 to 3324 and encodes 1107 amino acids. NCBI's taxonomy places the organism in Eukaryota, Fungi, Ascomycota, Eurotiomycetes, Eurotiales, Aspergillaceae. The transcript has a single exon.
AUGAAAAGGUGCCUGUAUCCAGCUCGUCUCUUACGUCCCUCGGUCUUGUCUCUCUCGCGUCGCGUAUUCGGUGCUUCGCUGCACUCGGGGCUCCGGAUCUGGAGACCCUCUCUGGGAAGGCGACAAUGGGGUCGCCAGUAUUCCGUCGGCUCUCCGCCACCUCCAUUUGAUCGCCGGUUACUCGAAUUAUAUUCCUCGUCGGAUAAGAGAAAAUCCCCCCUUCCCUGGCAGCAGCGAGGUGACCUGGAGGCCUGGGUGACGUUGCUGGAGCGAUAUAUACCGCCCUCGUUACGGAAAUGCUCGCAAGACGCCGACACCUAUAAUGCACCGACGGCCACAGCAACCGCUUCGACCCCCGAGUCGUUUGCGCAAACCAUCGAGUUGAAUAUCUUGUUGUACUACGCAAGGGAUCUAGCAGACCUAGACCUCUUGGCUCAUUUGGGGUACCGGCUGAACAACUGGCCUGCGGUGCAUCACUUACUGGGUCGACUGCUCGAUGCUGCGGAUACACUCAAUUCGGUUGCGGUUCCCCAUCGAGGCCUCUUUGAUUACAGCUGGAGUCGUGGUACUAAUUUAUCGCUGGAUCAGCUUACUGAUCAAAGUGCAGACUCGGCUCCGCAGAUCGACUCGUUAUCUGAGCCCUCGCAGGUCUCCGAAUGGACAACCUUGGACGGUUUGACCGAAAGACCAUACGCAGAUGAUCAUUCGAACCGGAUAAUGGCGGAAGUGUGGCAAAGCUUGGGCUCUAUUGUACUGAAUUCAGCCGACGCUUCGCCAAAUGAGUCGAAAUCGGCGAUGUCUUGCGUGUUCCAAACACUUGCACGUCUGCACCAUUCUGGAGCCGUCGCUGAUCGAGUGUACAAACAUGUUCCUCCCUCUUUUCACCAGACUGUCUUUCGACCGCCCGGAAUGCACCUCCUCUCGACCCACAUCAUGAACGUUCUGUCGGAUGCGGCUUGGCUGAUGCACGAGGCAGAGGUGGCAGCUCGGGCUGCCGCCGCUGGCGAGGAUUCUCCGUACCUUCCCUUCAAGAUGGGUAUUCGCGAACUUGGACCUGAGAUCUGGUUGGAAUUUAUUCUGUGGUGUUGCGUCGAACAUGGACAUAUCAAAGAAGGAGUGUGGCUCGUCAACCAAAUGAAACAACGCACAGGGGACCUGGCGUGGAAGUUUGAAAGCUGGAGACCCCUUCUCCAGCGCCCGGAAUCGGUAUGGAAGACUUCUAUCGACCAGGAAGAGUCAUGGCGCCAUUCCCCAGUUGAGGAGCGCACGCCGUCGCUACGGAAGCGUGUUGUUCCUCCGCCUUUCAACGGCCUGGGCAAGCGAACGGUCAGCCUUGAGGUAGCCACGGCAUUGCUUGAUAAUGUGCCCAAUCAAGUCUAUCGCGGUCUAGGCUUCCGAGGCAUCUCAACAAAGAUGCUUCUAGACCAGGCCUCUUCCCUCAGUAUGACGAUGGCCUCAGCAACGACGGCCGGAGAUCCCCUGCCAACCAACAUGGAAUCCAACCGGUUUGUUGUUCGUGUUAUUGAAUCCGGAGGCUUCAACCAGGAGGUUGACCCAGGCGCUUUUGAGAACCUUCUCCGUAUCACCCCCCAUGUGGUACCGCCAUGGAAUCUCGACCUUGAGACCGUUGACGUGGAGGAAUUGGAGUUGCUGGAGCCAUCACAAAUUUACGACGAGAGCUGGGCUAUGGCCGGACUCAUCGAGUACAACAUCAGGUCUUAUACUUCACGGGGAUUAUGUGCAGACGCCAUUAAUGCGAUCGAAUGGCUCCAGAGGGUGAUUGAUGCCAGCAAGAUGUACCGCAUUGACGAGUUCUUCUCGCAGGACAACUCCCCAGAUCCCGAGAAUGUCCCCGUCCUGAACUUCAGCGAGCUUGUUUCUCUUCUACCACUUGACACGUCAAUGCCACAACUCUCGGUCCUCACUCUGGCGCAGCUUCUUGAUGUGGCUACGACCUCGCGUGCAUUUAGCUUUGGGGAAUGGCUCCUUUUGUCGGAUGAUCUUGAUGGUCCUCCAAUUCCUCAGAAGUUAUAUGGCAACCAAGCUCUAGCGCCGUCCAUCAUUCGGUUCGCCGCUGUCACCAAAAACACCCAAUUGUGCGACCUCGUGGUGCAGUCCCUCUCGCAACCCCUGUCCACAAACACAGUGCGAGCUCUGCUGAAUUUCCGGAUGGCGAUGGGCCACUGGGACUCUGUGGUCUUCAUGCUAGAGUAUCUCCGUGACUUCCGAUUUAAGUCUUGGGGCCACAGCAAUGUAACUGCACUCGCCGCUGAAAUCGUCAGGUUAGAUCAUGUUAGUCAGCAGCAACAAUCAUCCGAGCCUUCAGAAAAGGAACGUCAUGGAACGAAUCUCGCUCAAGCAAAAUCCAUCCUCCUCCGGAUCCUUAAUGGUGAAUUCAAUGAAUUGUCCCGUGAAGUCAGAUCUAGGAAUCAGCGCAAGUUCCUCUUUAUGCUCCAUCGAGUCUUCCUCUCCAUUCCCGGCGCUCUCCACGACGUCGCCGCCGAUGCCACCCUUCAAUACACACCGACUGCACGCUCUAAAAUUCCCUACAUCCCCUCCGCUGCCUUCCUUCCCCUCCUCUCCGCUCUUGUUGAUACCCAGGGCAGCGCAGCUGGCCAACGCAUGUGGCAGCAGUGGUGCCUCGACAUCCGAUCACCCACCAACCGCCGUCUCCACGAAGGCGGCAUUUUCCGCUUCUACUCGCGCGAAGAACGCAACUUCGCCAAUGUCCCACACUUCGACUCGGCCUCUGUACAAAAAGCCCAACAGAAGGCGACCAUCCCGAACCCGAACACAGUGCGGGUCAUCGCCCAGGCUGCCGUCAAGGAACACAACGACUUUGAAUCUACUCGUGUCAUCGAGUCGGAACAGAACAAUGCCUCCUCAUCAUCUUCGCAGGCUGUAUCUACACCCUCAAAAGCAAACCCCGCGACCCCUGUUCUCGAAUUUUGCGCCCAGCAAUUCAAAUCCUUGGGUCUACGCCGCCGCGCAAUCAACCGUGAGGUCGGCGGCCUGGUGCACCGGAGAAGCAAAGAACUGCGCAAACAGCGCAAACUUCGCGAACGGUUUGAACAGUCUGAACUGGUUGACCCGUUUGAUCAGUUAGACCUGUUUGAUCAGUUUGAACAGUUGGACCAGUUAGAGCAGUUAGAUCUGUUAGACCAGUCUGGACAACAGAGCAAAGAGCCCGAACAGCCCGAGCAGCGCAAAAAGCGCAAACAAAGCGUAGAGCGCAAGCAACGCAAAAAGCACAACCAGCGCGCAAAGCGCAGACAGCUCCAACAAAUGGAGAGAUCGGCUGCUGCUACUCCGACUACUGGCUAA